GCCCUGCAUCUCUCAGAGUCUGCGACAUCCGACCACAGGCUGAGCAUGGCAGGUGGUUUUCUCCCUUACCACGAGCCCGGAGUCGUUGAGAUCUUGAUUAUCAUAUCGUUCUUCUUCUUCCUUUCUCUCGCAAAAUGGGUAUCCGCCAAAAUCAUACAGGCCGGGAUCAUCGGCCAAAUAGCCGUGGGCAUUAUCUAUGGUGUGCCCCUGGCAAAUAUCCUUGAACAUACCUGGCAGGAGACCUUUCUCGUGCUGGGAUACGUCGGGUUGAUUUUGAUUAUUUUCGAAGGUGGUUUGUCCGCCCGAUUGGAUUUGCUCAAGCAGAAUUUCUGGUUGAGUAUGAUUGGGGCUGCAACCGGCGUGUGCUUUCCCAUUGGCCUGUCAUAUCUGCUUCUCUAUUUAGGUUUUGGCUAUGGCGCUGUGGAAACAUUCAUUAUCGGGGCUGCCCUAUCGGCGACUUCCUUAGGCACAACGUUUGCUGUCCUUGCUUCCGCGUCUACCACGGUCAAUCUCUCUCAGACUCGAGUGGGUUCCGUACUUGUCAGCGCGGCCGUCAUUGACGAUGUGGUCGGUCUUGUUAUGUCAAGUGUAAUUGGCCGCCUAGGCGAGCUUUCAAAAUCAGAAGAUGUCAACCUGGGCUGGCUUAUUGGGCGUCCGAUCGUAGCCUCAGUGGCCAUGGCAGUAGCGACGCCCAUCCUCACCAAAUACUGCUUUGCGCCUUUCUUCCGCCGAUACAUCGAAUACCACUUUGCACGCUUCGACCACAUAUCCAACAUCAUCCUCAUGGUAUUGGUCUUGUCGGCCUUUGUCAGUAUUUCCGGAUACGCGGGGACAUCUGUCUUGUUCGGGUCGUUUCUUGCCGGCACGUUCAUAUCCUACCUACCGAGCAAGCACCCCGAGGGGCCGUUCGUUGUCAUGUCGCGCGAGGAAGGUGAACGAGAAAUAGAUAAGAGCCCGACCUUUGUGCACACCUUCGAGGUAUACCUCCUUGGGGUGCAGCAAUACUUGAUGGAGCCUCUGUUCUUUGCCAGCAUUGGGUUCGCGAUUCCGUUUGUUCAGCUGUGGACGGGCAAGCGAAUUUGGCGGGGGAUAGUAUUCACUCUUUUGAUGGCAUUCGCCAAGUUUAUCGUCGGUGCCUGGAUCAUUCUAUGGAAACUCUUCUUCGGGUCCAAGCCCCACAAAGACGAAGAAUCCCUCAGCAAAGCCAAACGAUCCGAAGGCGUCGAACCAGAGAAUUCUCCCGACCACGCCAAGAAAGACUCAGACAUGCGCCUCACAUCCCUAACCGCAUUACUCCUCGGCUCCGCGAUGGUCGCACGCGGUGAAAUCGGCCUGCUCAUCAUCGAGAUCGGAAUCAACGAGACCCCGUACGUGAGCGAAGAAGGCUUCAUCACGGGGGUAUGGGCAAUUCUCCUGAAUACGAUCAUCGGCCCGGUUGGCGUUGGGCUUCUAGUGCGGUUCUACGGCAAGGAGAUCGCGGCCGGUAAGGACUGGGGAACGCAGGAGGAUCCUCUCGUGGCUGCCCGCUCGGCGGCGGAUGCGCAUGGGGCUGUAUAACGCGGGGGGUGGAUACCGGGGGUUUAUAAUAGUCCCUGUGUAUUCACCGAUGAGUAUUAUCGUGUACUCUAUACAUUGUUAGAAGGUUAUUUUGGAUGUAUAUCUGUUCAGAGCUUGUAGUUCCAGAACCCACCAGGGAAAAUGAUGUUUGACAGCCUCGAAGACAAGUGAUAUCGCUCGUUCAUGACUAGCAUCAGCACCAUCCGAUAGGAAUCACCAUCAACCAAUAUUCUAGUCACACUGCAGCUGAGUACCCCGUUACUCUGCCCAUCCUCACAAAUCCCCAAACGUGACUUACUCACGUCGAAAGGGUCCGAGUCCUAAGAUACUCGCAGGAUAUUAAUAUUCGGGUGCGAACAACACAACCCCCGAGACAGAAAUGACAGGUCAACGGUAUAGAAAGUAAGCAGUACGAGAUAAUCUCAACCCACCCCAUCCUAACCAAUGCAACAAAAAUAAC
Molecule: messenger RNA, 2017 nt
Organism: Aspergillus candidus
Lineage: Eukaryota; Fungi; Ascomycota; Eurotiomycetes; Eurotiales; Aspergillaceae
Product: cation:proton antiporter
Exons: 8
Coding region: 46-1557 (503 amino acids)
Biological process (GO): proton transmembrane transport
Cellular component (GO): membrane
Molecular function (GO): antiporter activity
Source: RefSeq, a predicted model, not a curated record